AUGCUGCCCUGGGAGAAGCUCAUCAAACUGGUCGGCGGUCGCGCGCUGGCCGAGAGGAGCGAACAAAAGAGGUUGGAGCGGGAAUACAAAGAUGCCGCGGCAGCCCUCAAACUCAUCACCGAGGUUGCGAACGAACCACGUAUCGAAUAUACUAGCCGUCCGCCAUCGGUCCAAAGCACCUCUAUACCAAAACGUCGCAAGCCUGUCCAUGGCACCUUCGGGCCUCCACAUAGACCGGUCUAUGAACGAUGCGCCUCGAGCCCUGUCGUUCCCGCAUUCAACGCCCAGAAGACGCCACCUGGUCCGCCCGACAUCACCGCUCGAGAUCUCAGCGCGGAGGAGCUGAAGAGAAACUACAGCUCCGACAAUGUCUGGCACUUCCACCACCAGCCAUUACCGCCCAUGCCGCAGAUGACAGGCUUUGGGAGGUAUCGAAGAGCGAUCAAUGCACCUGCACAAUGGCAAAUGGACCAUCUUCAUCAAAACAUGCAUGACAUGGGUACGGUUAUCGUGAAUCAUCUCGGCGACUGCCCUCCUGCUGGAUUGGACGUUGAAACCUGGCGCGAAUACCGCACUCAACACUCACGCACCAGUAGUCUGGGAAGCUCUCGCAGUUCUAGCUCCGGCCCUGGGCAAACCGUUGCUACGGAGUAUCUCGACACCACUACUGGGACUCGUGUCAGUCGCGGUUUCUGCCCGUCCAAUACUUCGAGCGCCGCAAGCUCCUUCAGAGAUGGAUCCGGGAACUAUCGAAGAGACUCCAAUAUGUCCAAGGCCAGCAUGACGAGUCCUAUCAGUGAUGCAGAUCCUGAACAGCACCCUCGCCAGAGCCGCGUGUCACCAUAUCGACAUACGAGCGUGACCUCGAUCAGCCCUCUGACAGCUAUCAGCGAAACACAGGAGGCCUAUAACACUGCUACUCGCAAAGUCGAGAAGCCUUGCGAGUUUGACCAGGGGGACAACAAUGAAAACGCUGUGGCAUCUGACGAGGAUGAUGACUUGGACUGGUCCGACAUGCUCGUGGUUGGUGGUGGCAAUGCCAGCAAUCUGACCAAACGACUUGAACGGACGUCCUCGACAGUCAACACCAGACUAGUUCUAACGAAACAACGAACCAACUCUCAAGAAAGACCGAAAUCGCGGACGUCGAAGAGAGCAGUGCCUGACCGUUCCAAGACCAUCAAGGCCGCCACUCGUCCUGCUCAGCGUCGUGUCCAGCUCCAGAGAAAACAGUCGGACUCUAUAGAUCUUGUCCCCGCUACGAGUUUCCAGCCGGCUCAGAAAGAGUCGAAACGACAGACCCAUAGAUCAAGAGCUGCCGUCGUUGUGAAGCCGCAGUCCGAAAAUGACGACUUGCUCGUCAGAAAGCAAGCACCAAAAGAAGGCGUCACACAGCAGAAGACGAUCGCGUAUAUCGAGCGCGACCAGCACGACAGUACCACCGCGUCGCCAUCGCCCGUGACCGAUUUUGGGGCAGUGCUGUUACAAUCGGAUACCUCGAAUGAGACCCUAUUCACCGGCCAUGCGAGGAACACCAUGCAGUCACCUUCGAGGGGCAAAAGAGACAGAUCUAAUACGGUCUGCAGAAUACCACUUUUACGAUCAUCGUCGCCAAUUGUGCAGGCGGAGGAUUCGACGACCAUGAAGAAAUGA
Messenger RNA from Capronia coronata CBS 617.96, 1653 nucleotides. RefSeq lists its product as uncharacterized. The coding region runs from base 1 to 1653 and encodes 550 amino acids. NCBI's taxonomy places the organism in Eukaryota, Fungi, Ascomycota, Eurotiomycetes, Chaetothyriales, Herpotrichiellaceae. The transcript has 3 exons. The record is from RefSeq and is a predicted model, not a curated record.